UAUUUUUGUAACAAUAAUUGUUCAAUCAUAUAGGGCAACUUGGCAUUAAAUUGCUCUGAAUUCUAGCGUGUGUUGAAGAGGGAUGAUCUUAUAUCUAGAAUGCCUCAAAAUGAAAUGGCAAAUGAUGAUGUGGAGAUUAUUACGCAGAAAUCUAGAGGCCUUUACCGUAAACACAUGUCCGUUAACGAUAAAAUGUCACAUUUGGCACAAGGAAAGGCUGGAUCCCUUUCAAAAAAAUGGUUUACACAUAUAUUCCUACUAGCUGCCAUCAUAGUCUACACAAUAAUUGGAGCAGUACUGUAUGCUAUUGUUGAAGGAGGUCCAGAAGCUGCUCAAUUAGAUGAGCUUUUGAUGAAAAGAAAUGAUGUCAUAGAUAAAAUACAAGAGCUGGUGACAUCUGGCACGCCUCAAGUUGCUGAUAAAGCUGUAAUUUUGUUACAAAGCUAUGAAGAAAAGUUGGUAGAACUAUUUGAAAAGAACAGCAAGCUUUUGGUCGGAGGUGAAGAUCAGCUCAAUUGGAAUUUUUUAGGGUCUGCAUUUUUUUGCAGCACUGUUUACACUACUAUAGGGUACGGUCACAUAGCACCAAUUACAACGGCUGGAAGGGUGUUGACAAUUGUUUAUGCCUUGAUAGGUAUCCCACUUUUUCUUACAUUACUUGCAGAUUAUGGGAAAAUUCUAACAAAAGGGAUUAAAUGGGUAUGGGUGUACAUAAGGCGCUUUUACUACACUGGUUCCUGCCGAAAAAAGCCAGCACUGGCAUUGUUGGAUGAAGAUGAGUAUGCAGAGAAUCCAGAUGAACUAAGUGAUGAGUUCAAUUUACCAGUUACCGUUGCACUGUCGCUCUUUGUUUUGUACAUGCUUAUAGGGGCGACAUUGUUUUACAUGUGGGAAGAGUGGACCUUUUUUGAAUCAUUUUACUUUGUUUUUGUUUCAAUGGCAACAAUUGGUUUUGGAGACUUUGUACCUGAGAAUCAAGUUUAUACAAUGGCACUUGUAAUUUAUUUGAUCUUUGGAUUAGCUCUUACUUCCAUGUGUAUCAACGUUGUUCAAGAAAAAAUAUCAGAUACUUUUACUCAAGCAACUGCAAAGCUUGGAGAGACUGUAGGCAUUGAAAUAGUAGAAGAUGAGGAUGAUGAUGAUGAUGAUGACGACGAGUCAAAAGCAAAGGCAGGAAAGUCAGGCUCGAGUUCUAAUAAAGGAGUGAGGUUUAGAGGUAAUCCUCCACCAGGAAAAGGCCCUCAAGGAAAAGGUGGCCAGUAAUUAACUGUAAAUAUUGAAUUUAAAAAAUCUAAUUUUAAAUAUAUAUUAAA
Molecule: messenger RNA, 1313 nt
Organism: Cimex lectularius (bed bug)
Lineage: Eukaryota; Metazoa; Arthropoda; Insecta; Hemiptera; Cimicidae
Product: potassium channel subfamily K member 18-like
Exons: 7
Coding region: 100-1263 (387 amino acids)
Biological process (GO): potassium ion transmembrane transport; stabilization of membrane potential
Cellular component (GO): membrane
Molecular function (GO): potassium ion leak channel activity
Source: RefSeq, a predicted model, not a curated record